Cotesia glomerata is the source of this 825-nucleotide messenger RNA. RefSeq names its product protein ANTAGONIST OF LIKE HETEROCHROMATIN PROTEIN 1-like. The record is from RefSeq and is a predicted model, not a curated record. NCBI's taxonomy places the organism in Eukaryota, Metazoa, Arthropoda, Insecta, Hymenoptera, Braconidae. The transcript has 3 exons. Bases 151 to 825 code for a protein of 224 amino acids.
UCACGCUUAUAAGCGCAUUUUAUUGGUGUUCGUCUUGACUCACGAACGCUUACGUUACUCAUCUAAAUACCGUUCGUUUUGAUCAUCAUAAGCUGUAUUGAGCAUUGACAAUAGUCAGUUGGCCAUCAACAAUAGUCAAUUGGCAUCAAUAUGGCGGGUGUAAAUAAUUUAGCUAUUUUUCAAGCAGUAGAAUGUUUAUUCGAAAUCGUUAAUAAUGAUAGUGAUUAUAGUGAUGAUGAAGAUUUGGAAGAACUUGAAAAAAUUGAUGAUGAAACACUAUGGGAAUAUUCCGGGACAUACUUGGAUUAUUAUCAUAGAAGAGAAAGUUUAUCAAAGCUCCAAAAUUAUGUUGAAGACAUAGUGCAAGCUUACACCGAAAAAGAAUUUCAAUCGCACUUCAGAAUGCGCCGAUCAACGUUUUCUUUUCUUAUGGAUACAAUAAAACCUUCAUUAAUAAGAAAAUCAGCAGGAUGUAAAAUGUUAUCGCCAGAGAAACAAUUACUUAUUGCACUGUGGAAAAUGGCCACUCCUGAUUCAUAUCGAUCGAUUUGUCAAAAAUUUAAUGUCAGCUUUGCAGUAGCACUCUUGAGUGUGCGUAAAGUUGUAAAUUCAUUAGUUGCAAUUGCACCUAACUUUAUAGUUUGGCCAGAUCCUGAAAAAGUUGAUAAUAUUUCGCAUGGAUUUGAAGUUACAAGUGGGUUUCCAAAUGUUAUUGGCGCAAUUGACGGAACACAUAUAAAUAUUACCAAACCUCGUCAACACUCGGAAUCCUAUGUUAACAGAAAAGGUCACCAUUCAAUUCAGUUACAGCCCUCGCGAUUUUGA